GGAAAGAGCGCAGUCUGACUUUAAAAGUCUGUGAAACUGUAUUUUCUAUUGGUACCGUUUGUCCAUGUGGUCUCAAACAGCACGAGCUUAAAGUGUCGCUGAGGCUGAAGUAAAGCAGUUCGCCGACUUGCUUUCUGCCACGGUGCCGAUAGUUGGCUGAACACAUGCAAGAGCUAAACCUAACCCUGCUAGCGUUAGCUAUGCUGCCUUCAGGUGCUGCUUGUGGGCUCCGUCCUUCGACAACUUAAUUUGUAAACUUACACUGCUGAGUAAAUGACGUGUGUCAGUCAGGAAUUCGAGAUGUAUGAUGACCCAUAGAAAUAUUGUGAACAGAGCUAACUUAGUUUGUAACCUGUGUUAAAUAAAUAAUCACCGUCAGUACUUAAAACGCUAUGUGUAUUGAUUAAGGUGCUGUCACUGUCCAGGUGCGGUUUAAACAAACUUUGUUUAGGUUCGUUUGGGAUCGCAUGCAUUGACCCCGCUCGGGUCAUAAGCAGUUCUACCGAUCAGCCAUAACGUUAAAACGGUAACUAGUUUCAGUGUUGUGACUGAUCGGUGUAUGUGACAUUUAAAAUAUGAUUUUUCCUGAGAUACUACUUUUAGGUUUCCAUAUGGUCAAAGUUAACCAUGGCAGCACUUUCUCUUGAAGGAAAUAAACAAGGUUUGUGUUUCAUCAUGCGGCGGGGGGAGCACGUUCCACGGGCUUUCCAGGCCCCGGUGGAUGUCCAUGCCAGCGCAGAUGGCCAGGUGUAUAUGUUCAAGAGGAGGCCGAAUGAGUCAGCUGCGUCCUCAGAUGACGAGGAGCUUAGUGUCAUGGAGAUGAAGCCACAGGUUUUCCGAGAGCUGGAGCAGGACAGGCUGAGGAACGUCCAGUUGCUGGAGAGGAAGGUGUUAGAUGGUGACAAUCUUAACAAGCUUGCACUACAAUAUGGCUGUAAGGUGGCAGAUAUAAAGCGGGUGAACAACCUUAUGCAGGAGCAAGAUUUAUUUGCACUGAAAUCUAUCAAAAUACCAGUUCAGAAACACAGCUUUUUAACAGAGACUUACACAGACCUAAGUGACCCUCAAGAGGAGAUGCCACAUUCAUCUACAACACUAGCAAGGCCUCAGGACAGAGCCAGAGCCCAGCCACAUCUACAGGAGGUCACAGACUUUCUAAUGGAGGUGGAUAAUGACAUUGAGAAACUGAUUCAGACUACAAAUGAUCAAGAUGAGGAUUUCUCGGAUAACCCAGAGAAAGAGUCUAGGUUUGGUUUUAAAGGACAGGGCCUGACCGGUCAUGGUGCAGACUGGGGGAUCCAGUGGUGGAACGCUGUGGUUGCCAUGCUUCUGAUCGGCAUCGUCCUGCCGUUAUUUUACGUAAUUUAUUUCAAAACGGUAGCUGGUGCUUCACAGUCACCCACUGCCUCUUCAAACACCUCAGCAUCGGGCUCCACUACAAGAGGACCUUAGUAUUUUCAAGAACCAGGAUAGUGCAGACUUGAGCCUCUGAAAACCAGAAUCAUUUUAAGACUGAUGGGUGAGAUGGUCUCAGAAGUAUGUGACAAUCAAGAUAAAUCCAAAUCUCUUAACAUUUUAGCUCAGUGCAAUAACACCAUGUGCCUAGCUUAUGCCAGUGAAUUUUACCUUUAAUUAAACUAUAACUGUGAUGAUUGAGGCAGAGACUUCAAUGAUUGCAUUGAAGUGAAGCAGCUGCACACUGUCCUCAUUUUUGUGUGAUAAUGUAGGGCACCAGCAUUUCAUCAAACAGCUUUCAUAGCAUACAGUUUUCUGACAUGACAUCCUUGGUACUGUGUAGUCCUGAUCCUUUGAAAAACUCUUGAUGCUUGUUGCGAUCUUAGUUCCUCAGGUGCUUUACUGAAUCUGAGGAGGUACUUUUGCUUAGGCCCUAUCCACAACCUGCCUUUCCACCUCUGCCUUUCGUCAGUAUCAACACAUUAAAUGUCAUUUCAGUGUCAGGCAUUAGCCGAAAAAUUAAUAUCUGUUGCUGCACAAUAACAUUUUUUUAAACACUUCCCCAAAACCAUGAAAUGUGAGAUAUAUUGUAUUCUUCUGUUGCUAAAACAGUAUGAGGUUACACUAUAGCUGACAUGGGUUUAAGCAUUAUUUGUGUGCCUUUUUUUUUUUUUUUUUUUUUUUUUUUUUUUUGGCUCUAACUUAUUUUUUUGUGGCCUUGUGUUCAUUGUUUAGACAUUUACCAUGCACCUCAUGCCUUUUCUCUGGGUGUGACAAAUGCCAAAAGUGUGAAUUGUGUUUACCGUAACAAAGUGUUUAUUUGAUAAUUUGCUAUUUUUAAAAUACAAGGUGUUGCAUUUUGAAAAUGACAUUGUCUCAUCUACGAGACCCCAGAGUGGGAGAUUUAGGAAAGUGCCUUAAAACUUUAUUGUCAAAUUUAUAUUGUAUUGCACAAUCCCAUCUUAAACUGUCUGAUGGGAAGUUGAGUCCACCAUGAACGGGUGGUGAGUUUGGCCUGGCUUGUCCAAUGCACUUUUUAAAGUCUGAAGUAUUUUAAUUUAAUGAAUCUACAAAAAUUAUUAUGUUGACAUAAGUCUGAAUCUUUUCAUUCAGCAUGUUUCUAUUUAUCACAGACUUGUGCUCAGUUUAUAGCAACAGCACUACAAACUGCAGCCUCCACAAUGAUCACAGUUAAAUCAACACCUCUUUAACACACUAUAACCAUCAUGAAGGGAGGAUUUAUUGCAGGACUGAUGUAUUAGACUGCAUUAGUUUUAGCCAGUUGUUCUUAAUAAACUGACAGUUGAGUGUA
This is a messenger RNA of Lates calcarifer (barramundi perch), 2767 nucleotides long. It is a transcript of the gene lysmd4, whose product is annotated as LysM, putative peptidoglycan-binding, domain containing 4. The record is from RefSeq and is a predicted model, not a curated record. The transcript is spliced from 3 exons. Lineage: Eukaryota; Metazoa; Chordata; Actinopteri; Centropomidae. The coding region runs from base 628 to 1452 and encodes 274 amino acids.